This is a messenger RNA of Strongylocentrotus purpuratus (purple sea urchin), 2892 nucleotides long. Its product is annotated as arylsulfatase J-like. The coding region runs from base 366 to 1910 and encodes 514 amino acids. The transcript is spliced from 7 exons. Lineage: Eukaryota; Metazoa; Echinodermata; Echinoidea; Camarodonta; Strongylocentrotidae. The record is from RefSeq and is a predicted model, not a curated record.
CGAUUCUUGAUGGGUUCUGCUUAUGCGUGACUUGUCGCUGCUCUGCAUGUCACGUGAUCGCAUGGAAGCGAGAAGAGGAAAAUCGGGUGACAAACAAAAGACCUGUGUAUAAUGUAUUCACCAACGUUUUGAGAGCGGACAUUUAUACGGAAACAAACCGCCGGAGUUAUACACAAAAACACUCCAGAGGUGGAUAUUUCGAUUUUUGGCGAUUUAAGUACUUUUGACGAAUGAAGUCAACUUUUGACAAAUGUAUUAAGGAUCGAUUUUUGGUUCCAGUGUAAAGACAGCUUAUAAAUUUUCGCCUUCAUCUAGAACCAAACAUGCGAUACUAGUAUAUAGUUCAAUCAUUGCAACAACAAAAAAUGGCUGUUCGGCACUUCGGUGAGUUUGUCGUGAUUGUAUACCUGACGUUAGUCACAUCUGGAUCCUCGUACGCGGAACAAUUACCCAAUGUCGUAUUCAUUCUCGCUGACGAUUACGGAUUCAACGACGUCGGCUACCAUGGUCGAUCGCAAGGGUCUGCAAUACUGACGCCGAACCUGGACCGGCUCGCAGGCGAGGGUGUUAAGCUAGAGAACUACUACGUUCAACCGAUCUGCUCUCCAACGAGGAGCCAGCUCAUGUCAGGAAGAUACCAGAUCCACACGGGUCUCCAACACGGCGUGAUCAGACAUGCCCAGCCGAACUGUCUGCCCAUGGAUGAAGUCACGCUCCCACAGAAACUCAAGGAAAAUGGAUACACCACCAACAUGGUCGGUAAAUGGCAUAUCGGCUUCUACUUGGAUGCUUGCACGCCCACCGAAAGGGGCUUCGAUUCUUUCUUUGGGUUCCUAAUAGGAGCUGAAGACCAUUACACGCGCAUGCUCUCUUGCGAGGCAUACAAUGCCGACGAUGGCAGUACCAAGACCCUAUCAGGACACGACCUACACGCGAACAAGACACCGGUCUUCGAUUACGAAGGACAGUAUUCCACCCAUCUCUUCACGAAUAAAACAAUUGAUGUCAUAGAGAGGCAUGACAAGACAAAGCCACUCUUCAUAUACCUGGCAUAUCAAGCCGUUCACGCACCUUUGCAAGUACCUGACAGCUACAUGGACCAAUACAAGAACAUAGCCGACAAAACCAGACGUACCUAUGCUGGUAUGGUAUCUUGUAUGGAUGAAGGUAUAGGAAAUGUGACACAAGCUCUCAAGGACGCUGGUCUUUACGAUAAUACCAUCAUAAUAUUCUCAACAGAUAACGGUGGACAUAUUGAUAGGGGUGGCAACAAUUGGCCACUACGGGGAAGCAAAGGAUCCAUGUGGGAAGGAGGGAUUCAUGGAGUAGGGUUCGUACACAGCCCUCUUCUACCCGAUGCAGUCAAAGGAACAGUCAAUCAUGAAUUGAUGCAUGUGAGCGACUGGCUACCGACUAUCGUAGCAGGUAUUGCAGGUGGAGCGUUGAAUGGAACCAAACCCUUAGACGGCUACAAUGUCUGGAGCUCCAUCAGUGGUACAGCUUCGUCCCCUCGAACGGAACUCUUGCACAAUAUCGACCCGAAAAAGAAGCGACCUGAGAACGAGAAAUUCGAUACAUCAAUGAGAGCUGCGCUACGCGUUGGAGACUGGAAAAUAAAGACGGGCGCAGACUAUGACGUAACCGUAUUCAACGAGUGGAUGCCGCCACCCGAAUCCGGACUCGACACGAUAUAUCCGACAGAGAAACCGAACCAAAAGGUCUGGCUCUUCAACAUAACCGCCGAUCCUCUGGAGCAAACCGAUCUUGCAGAAAAGUACCCGGAUGUGGUCGAUGAGCUUGUACAGAAAUUAGAGGAGUAUUACAAAGGUUCGGUUCCAAUGCGGUAUCCGGAUGAGGAUUUGGAAGCGGAUCCGGCUUUGCAUGGCGGUUCAUGGGGGCCAUGGAAGUAAAUCCAUAGCAAAUUUAGGCUGAAACUGCUUCGAUCGAUACUAAUAGUAGUGGUUCUUCUAGGACCCCCUCCCAUGACAUAUAUAUAUAAAUAUAUAUUAUAUACAUAACAUUCUUGAAAACUGUUUGAAAACUGCAGUGCAUGAAAAUGCCAGAUCCAAAGGGCAAAGAGCACACGUUCCUCCCCCCCCCCCCACACACACACACACUCCAUCAAACAAUUGGGAAAUAUGGGAAGCAGACAAUGAGAAGAAGAAGAAAAAGGGAUGGAGAAAGGGAAUGAUAAAAUGGGAAAGUAAACAGGAAGAAGACACAUAUGAAGCAUGUGCUUAUUUAAUUUGUUAGAAUUUCGUAGCACAACGGCACACCAAACUCCGCAUGACUUUUUUGUUUGUUCGUCAUAGAAUUUUCGAAAUUUCCCUCCACCCCGAGCCAAAAAAUCCUGGGUCAACUAAUGCAUCUUGUGGUAACUGUCCCAUAUUUAUACACAACGACUUACAGGACUGAGAACAAGUAAUAUUACAACAAGUAUUAUCUCUGUCUACCAUCAAUAACAAAGUUUUGAUGUUAUUAACAGCGCCAAAUUAAUCUAAUUGAUCUAGACAUCACAGAGGAGUCUGUUAAAAAGAAGAGGUAAAAUAGAAUUUUAUUUGUAACUAUUAUUUCAUUUUCAAAAUUAUUGUAAGGUUUGAUUAGAACAUACUAUGAGUACCUUCUACACUCAGUUUAAACUAGAAAUAAGAGGGGAAAUUUAAUUAUUGGAGAUAUCUAAGUAUUGCUAGCUUGUGUCCUGUUCAGACAAAGUUUCUUGAGUUCAUUUAUGUUUCACCAGAGAAUUUAAAUCAUGAGAAACUUGUUCUUUCUUUCUAAUGACAGAAUUAUUUGAAUCUACGACAGGUUUAUAUGAACAUAUGCAAUGACUGUGCCUCAUACUGAUAUGAAAUUUACAAUACUCUUGUAUUUGGUAGAACGUGUGUUCCCUGA